AUGCCGAUCAAGUCUCUAGAGUCUUUCUUGUUCGAAAGAGGUUUGGUGGGCUCUUACCCCAUCGAAUCGCUGAAAAACGCGACUUUAGGGAUUGAUGUAGAUCACUACGUGUCGCGGUUGUUGACGUCAAAAAGAGAGCAGUAUUUGGACGCAAUUGGUGGGUUUCCAACAAGCUUGAAGCUGUACUUGGAAUCGGAUCUCCAGGUGUUUCAGGAAUACGAAAUCACCCCUGUAUUCAUUUUUAGUGGAUCGCCAGUGGCCACCCAGGCUGAAGCUAGUGGUCACUACACCGCAGCAGCCGCAGAAGCGGCCGCUGCAGCCAGCAAUGCGAACUUGUCAGGUCCUGUGGGCUCUGUUUCGGGCUCUUCCAGUAGAACCCCCAAAGAAGCAGUUCUGGCUCAAAGACACAAAGCUUGGACUCAAUGGACAAACCUUUUGUCUAAUAAUCAAUCGACGUAUGUGGACCAGCCAAUUCCUCCAACGGAGGCGUUUCGCUACAAUGUUCCCUUAGACACAAAACGGUUUCAAAGUGACUUGAUAGCGUACCUCAUUUCACGCGGCAUUUGCUAUCAAGUGGCGCCCUACUCCUCUUGGAUCCAAUUGGCAUAUUUGCUACAACAGGGCUUCAUUGAUGCUAUCUAUGGGCCAACUGAGCUCUUGCUUUUGGGCUCGGUGGAAAAGUUCAUUCUGGGCAUGGAAUUCCCCAACAAAGAAUACAGGUUUGUCGAUAGCAAGCGGGUUUUAAAUGACCUUCGUUGCUCUAUGGAAGAAUUUAUAGACAUCAGCAUGGCUGUUGGAAAUGACUUGCAGCCCUACACUUUGUCACCAUUAGGCGUUUACCCGAGUCAGCAACUUUUCGAAGUAGCGCUGGAUAUGGUACUAACAAGCGGCACCGAUUUCUACGCAUACCAAUUUGUCAACCCGGUUAAGGCCGAGAGUACGCUCUUAGUUUCACGUUACCAGAAGGGUGUUUCUGCAUUGAGAUACAUGCCAGUGCUAAAGGAGGACGGCAAAGUUGAACUUUUCUCCGCCGAAAGAUCGAAGGAUGCAACUUCAGCUGGGUCCGAUUCAACUCAAUCAACCCCUUCCUCUGCAGGCUCAUCAGACGUCAUCCCAUCCGAUGUUCACGAUGUGGUGGCUCAAAGACUACCCCACGAAUACUACUUUUACAGGUCCUUAGGAUUGACAAGUGGAAAACUACUGGAUGCUCUCACAACAGGGGUAUACGCCGAGGAACCACCCCUGGAUGGAGGAUCAUCAGACUCGUAUAGACAGUUGGUAAAAGAUUCUGUUGAACAGUUUAAGAAUAAAGAGAUCAAUCAACUGACGCAACCCAUCAAUCGUUAUUACCAGAUCAAGCCCAUUAAACAAGUUAAAUGGUUUGCACCCGACGAUCCAGUCACCUUGACAAACAGAGCGACGCCACCAAUUUUUGAUAGAGUCAAUCUGUUAGUUGUAAAGACUGGGAACUCAGAAUUGGAGUUUUCGAUAUCGAACUUCAUUUCCACACUAAAUGGUGCUCAAAGUCUCUCUCAAUCUUUUGUUUCAAAACAAGUCAUUUUCCCUAAUUCUGUUCCCUCUUCUGAAAAACUCUCUACUUCCUUCGACCUGUUGGCAACAAGUUUCUUGCGCACUUUGACACUUCUAGAAUUUUUUGAAUUCGAUCCGGCGAACAAAAGCUUAAAGGCCACACCCUGGGGAGAGAUUUUACUGUCACUGGACUUGCAAAAGGUAGACACGCAAUUUGCCGAACCUUUGUUCAUACUGCUUGUAUUUUUCAAGACGCAGGUCUUGUCUCUUUUCCAAGAGACCGCUCCACCAACAUUAUCAGCUUUGUCCAAAGCGACACUCAGAUCAUAUCCCAAAGAGUCUUCUUACAUCCUGGCGAUUACGCGAGUAUUGAGUGCUCUCAAAAUGGAUCAGAAGCCUUCUAAUUAUCAUGGCCCUGUCGACAGAAAAACACUUGUGUACAGAGACCACCUAGAUUUCAUCAGAGAGAAUUUGAACGAUUUGUAUGAAACAACAACAAUGUCUUGCCUCACAGCAGGGGAAUUCGACAGAUUGUCGCUGGACAAUUUUGGCUGGCAGACAACCGUUGUUGGCGCCAUGCCUUUCAAAUUGUCAACUCCAAGCACGGUCCUGGCUAUGAUAUGGGAGUUUUAUUUGCAGAAGUACCUUCACAACGGCAAUUCCAAGUCAGACGCGAUGUCGUUGGUGAUGUCAUUGUUCAACACCAGUAAAACGAUUCCAAAUCUACAGGAAGAGCUCGAGGUUUCUUUGCGCUUCUUGAAGCAGUUCAACGAAAUUCUCGGCAAAAUGUCUAAGAUGGGACUCUGCAAAGUCGAAGACCACACAUCAUUAACAGCUGCAGUGGCGUUUGCUGAGCAAGCGUUCCAGUGA
Lachancea sp. 'fantastica' is the source of this 2400-nucleotide messenger RNA. Lineage: Eukaryota; Fungi; Ascomycota; Saccharomycetes; Saccharomycetales; Saccharomycetaceae. The record is from the annotation of a GenBank genome assembly.